Molecule: messenger RNA, 969 nt
Organism: Mesorhabditis spiculigera
Lineage: Eukaryota; Metazoa; Nematoda; Chromadorea; Rhabditida; Rhabditidae
Source: the annotation of a GenBank genome assembly
AUGGGAAUUGUUCGCCGUUGCGGCGCAGAUAUGCGCCCGUGUGUGAUUCGUCAAUCUUCAGCAUCGUCGCCACCAUCUCUGUGCACGCCUCCUCGAUCUGGAGAUGUUCACGGAUGCUUUUCCUUGCCGAACUUGACGCACCUGGGUGAUGACCAACGGGGCGACGGUGUUGAUGUCGAGAAUCUUGUGGAGACGCCCACGAUUCCGGAACAAACGUGCUUCCACUGCAGUGCGCCGACAACACAGGGCCCGCUCUACGGCGUCAUCCUUUGCCCUUCUUGCCAGAAGAAGGCGGGUCCGUGGGCUCGCUCGGCUAAACCGUGUUGCCAGCAAAUGAAGGGAUGUGCUGAUUUAGCCGUCUACGUUGACGACAUCGGUUUUGCCGAGGCCGAGUUGGAGGCGUACACGCGUAUUCUGGAAAUCCUGAGAGGCCGGUCUUGCUGGUACUGUCAGAUCGUCGCCACGCCGCUCGCCCGUGCAGUGACAGACUGGAAGGGCAAACAGGAACCUGGGAAAACCCGAGGCGCCCGAAAGGCAGCUGCUCCCGCCGCGACCACGAUCAUCGGAAUGCUCCUCGUCUUCAUGCUGCUCGGAAUUUCUACUGCAACCUCCAGUACCACGACCUACGACGAGCUCGAGCGAGGCGACCUCUACGGCUUCAACCAAUACAAGAGCCAACUAUUCGCCAAUCAAUUCGAGUACGAUGCCGUUCACCUGCUCGGCGUCGUCGAGCGGUAUCAACAAAAGUGGAAGCACGCCGACCAGCUCGCCAACGACUUGGACGACAAAUGUCAACAGCACCAGGAUGCCGCCUUCGCCAAGGACGAGAGGAUUCGGAAACUGGAAGCGGAAUUGAAGGAUGCGCGGGCUCAACUCGCUGCUCAGCUUUCGGAGAGCAACGCGCUCAAGUUGGACUUGAAGAACCUGGAGGCGAAGUUCAAGCUCGUCCAGAAAAGCCGACCCAGAAGA